Messenger RNA from Stereum hirsutum FP-91666 SS1, 1131 nucleotides. RefSeq names its product kinase-like protein. Bases 1 to 1131 code for a protein of 376 amino acids. Lineage: Eukaryota; Fungi; Basidiomycota; Agaricomycetes; Russulales; Stereaceae. Gene Ontology annotation, cellular component: cytoplasm; nucleus. The record is from RefSeq and is a predicted model, not a curated record. The transcript has 5 exons. Gene Ontology annotation, biological process: peptidyl-serine phosphorylation; signal transduction. Gene Ontology annotation, molecular function: protein serine/threonine kinase activity; ATP binding.
AUGGCUCUGCAACCUACGACUUUAACGUCUGCAGUUCACCCUGGCUCGGUGACGCUCUCUGUGAUCUCUGAGGAGGAGCUUGGCGAUGGUGCGUCUGGUGCGUCUGGUCAUAGAAGUAUCCCCGAAGUCUACGCCUGGGGAAAAUCUCGUUUCUAUGAAUAUUUGGCGUUGGAACUGUUAGGCAGGAACGUUCUUGAGGAGAUACCAUCAACGGGUCCGUUGACUUUGCGGAAUCUGGUGUCAUUGGCAUGUCAGAUGCUCGAUGCGAUCGAACGUGUCCACGCACACGGAAUCGUCCACGGCGGCAUAAAGCCCGAUCAUUUUCUUUUCGGACUAGGACCUGGACCGAAAACGGGUCAGAUAUACCUAAUAGACUAUGGACUUGCGACGCGGUAUACACGUCCUACUUCCGAAGGACCGCACGAAUACGAGCACGUGAAGCCGUACGUGUUACGAGAAGCGCGUGGGACGCUCGAUUAUGCGAGUAUCAACAUACAUCUCCGACGCAGUCCCUCACGCACAGACGACCUCGAAUCCCUCUCCUACACCCUCAUUCGACUCCUCUGCGUCUCCCUCCCCUGGUCCACUCCCGACAUGUCCCACUGGCCCACGGAAGUCGAAAUCAUGAACCAAAAGAGUGAAUGGAACGGUAUGGAUCUCUAUCCUCACUACGGCGGUAUAUUCGGGAGUUUCGUGGAUUAUUGUAGGGCGUUAGGCUUUGAGGAGAGGCAGGAUUAUAAGGCUUGGAGAGGACGUUUCCUAGACCUCGUUGCGGGAUUGGGAUUGAGCGGGACACCGUUAUAUGAUCCCGCGGAUAAGAGUAGCCCGCCUAUCGAACCCCCGCCCACGAACGCCACUCCGUUAACACAUCCCUCUCGCCCACUUUCAACGAUCCAGACCCCAAAGCCUACGUUCCAGAACUCCCAGACGAAGACGACGGCUGAAGACGUUCUAGAAGACGAGAAAAGAAUCGUGCGGAAAUAUGUGGGUAGGAUCGGGGCGGUGCCGGAGAUGGGGAGGAGGAGAUGCUUUAAUGUGGAGAGUAUGUUGACGGAGGACGAGGAAGAUGAGGAUGAGGAGAGGUUUGGGGGACCGUGGGCGGUGGGGGUGUAUAAUCGGGUGGAAGAUUGA